Molecule: messenger RNA, 15927 nt
Organism: Coregonus sp. 'balchen'
Lineage: Eukaryota; Metazoa; Chordata; Actinopteri; Salmoniformes; Salmonidae
Source: the annotation of a GenBank genome assembly
AUGGCGGCGCAGUGGCGUGGAAAAGAUGAGAAUAUAGUCACCGGCAACACGGAAUUUCUGACCACAAACGCAUUCAAUGAGGUACGGCUUUAAUACAUGAUUUUUCGGCAUACAUGUGGCCAAAUAAAAAUUACUUCAAACACUUGGCUUCGGCUAUUUUUCGUGUUUGAAAAAGGCAAGCAAUCACGCGGUGCCUACACGUGGAUGUUAACGGCUAGUGGAAGCUAGCUGCGAAUCGCAUGGUGGCAUGGGGAAAUAACUGCUGGUGACAAGUAGCUAGCUAACUAUGUUGUUUCCUUUAUUUCACGAUUUUAGCUAUGCAAAAACUAUUUUGUCUCUACAAAGUAAUAACUGGCUAAGUUGCGGUGACAGUGAGUUGAAUUCGCUUGGAAUGUGAUAGAAUUAAGUAGGUAGUCAGCCAAGUUUCUGCUCGAAAAACGCUAUGUUCUGUCUGCUGCUAGUAGUUGUUGGUGGGCUCGCAGUUUCUAAUGACUGGUGGUGUUGUGGUGUAUGCGGAAGUUGGCAACAAUGAAUUGUCGGUUGGCCUCGAUCAAAAGCAAAUGAUAAGAUUAAAUUGUCUGAGUUUAUUCUUUCGAAUAUUCUGCAUUCACGUGGCUACCGACAUGCAUAUUUAGCAAAGGACUGGAACGUACACACACUGUCCCAUUCAUAGCAGACAGGGACACAUUACAUUUGUAAAGUUGGAACUGGUACGGUCCAAGUGUUGGCCAUGUCAACCAUGGGUUCAUACAAAAGUCAAUAUCAUUCUGCUAAAAUGCACCGUUAUUUUACUCGAUCUUAUAUCAUUGCAUUUUAAUUGACUUUGCAUACCACCCAUUUCAGUAAACAUUAUCCAUAUAUCAUUCGCACCUGUCAACACUGUUCUCAACACCCAGGAUCUUGUUUUGUUGAACUAGCUAUAGCCGCUGUACUCACAUGGGAAACAUUAAUGAUAAACAGAGUUGUAGUUAGUGUGAUUGUAUAGGCCUAACAUUGACGGUAAUAGGAGUGAGUGUCAGGCACCUAGUAGCCUACAGUGGCCUAUUAUUUCAACACUCCACGUCUUUGUACUACUGUACUAUCCCCGUUCAAUUAAAAUAAUGUAUAUUUCCUGAGAGGGAAUGUCAUGUGUAGUGAAGGAUUAGUACAUACGAAACACAUAGGGACUCUAUGGGCUGUGGUCCAAAGUAGUGCACUAUAUAGGGAAUAGAGUGCCAUUUGGGAUGGGUCCAAUAACGUUGUUACCCCACGACACGCUUUUCUGGUUUCCCCAGUCUGCACAUUUUACAAUGCUCCCCUUGUUACUGUUCCCAGUCUAAUCUCAUUUCCCACAUACUUAUUGGUCGUGGGGACACUGACAAAAGAACACUGACUGGGACAGUCCGAAAUGGCAGCCUAGUCCCUGUAUAGUGCACUACUUUUGUCCAGAGCCCUAUGGACCUUGGUCAAAAAUAGUGCACUGCAUUGGGAAUAGGGUGCCUUUUGGGACGUAGCCCGUAAUCAUAUUAGACCAUUGUUGUUGUCAAGGAGUGAGAGUGCAGACUACUAUGGGCUAACUGUCACUUUUAUGACAACGCAGGUUCUUAUGAUGCGCGGGACACUUUGUGCUGCUGUUAUUACACCUCGUUGGAUAAAUCAAUCUGAAGUGUGGGAAUGAAUGUCUGAACAUUUCCCUCCUCCACCCCUGCCUCAGGGCGCUGCUCUUCAACAGUCUGAAAACAUGGCUGGGCAUGCGCACACACACACAUUCUGAUGGGAAGAAGCAUCCAAACACAGCCCAAACAAACAAACAAUGACUAGCAGCUUGUUUUAGUGUAUUCGGACUGCCCUUUGAGUUAUGUUGCUCAAGUGUCUUUUAGUAGAAAUACGUUCACUUUUUUUCAAUGAAUCUUUCCUUGAUUCCUCUCAUCCUUCCUCUUUAUGCAUAGCUACAUUAAAGAAGAACUUCAGAAGGGACGGACUUUGGACUCCAAUACGGUUGGGAAAGAGAAGAGGAGAUAGGAUGCGUGGAAUCACAGAAAGACUCAUUGAGAUCGAGCAACUGUUUCUAUAGGCUGCGUUUACACAGGCAGCCCAAUUCUGAUCUUUUUGCUUUCUCUUUUGACCAAUCAGAUAUUUUUCCCAAUAAUUGGGCAAAAGAUCAGAAUUGGGCUACCCGUGUAAGCGCAGCCUAUUUGCCUGACACAUGAUUUAACUUGUUCUCCCUUUCUGAUCUUGUUGUGCGUUACAGGCUGUCCUGGGUAAAGGGAAAGUCAGUGCUCUGGAAAUGGACACUCACUCCUGCCUGGACCCUUCCAUCCUGGCUAUGUUUGAAGACUCCGCCGUAACUGCAGAGGUAAGUAGCAGGACAUAAUGUUGGCCAACGUUCAGAUAUACUGGGGGCGUAUUCAUUACGCCGAUUCUGUUGCAAAGCGUUUCUUUAAAAGGAAGCAAACGGAACAAAACGGGGAGGGAACUACCUGAAUUUGUCCAAUAGAAACUCUUGUUUUGCUCUGUUUGCUACUGUUUGGGUCUUAAACGGUUUACGUAAUGAAUACGCCCCUGAUGUAGACCCUGUUCCCGUCCGAGACAGGUUCUACAUCAGUGGUUCCCAAACUUCAGAUCGGGACCCAAUGUGGGUUCCCCUGAAAUUGAAAUGGAGUCCCCUGAAAUUGAAAAGGAGUCUCCUUAGAAAAUCUGUAAUCUUAUCAAACAAAUUAAGAUUUUUUACAUCUUCAAAUGGGUAUAGAAUACAACCUUAUAGUGUCAACUAAGGGCCUUUUACACUAUUUGAAUGCUCUUUCAUGUUAUUGUUAUGUGUUGGGACAGCCUGCAGGACCUAAAGUUGAGUAAAUAUGAACACACAGCAUUAACUAGGGAAUAUCAUGUUUCCAAGUGGGGUCGCCUGUAUUUUCUAGUGUCAAUUUGGAGUCAUGUGCAGGAAAAAGUCCUGGUAUACAUGAACUUGUCCAAUUAGACACACUCGGUCUGUUCUGCUGCAACGAUUUUUUCCUGUCACAGAAAUGAAUGAUGACGUUUGUAUUUUAUUUUUAUAUAUAUAUAUAUAUAUAUAUAUAUAUAUAUAUAUAUAUAUAUAUAUAUUAGGGCUGUCAAAAAUAGCGCGUUAACGACGUUAAUUAGUUGUUUGCUGUUAAUUACGUCAAUUUUUUUAACGCAUUUCACGCAUGCGCAGUGUGACAAAUUAUUCAGGUCAGGAAAGUGGUUGGGAGCUAGAGGCGAGAUGGAGCAAGGUGAGCAAAGUGGGCCUAUUGACGGAUUCAAAUAUAAAAAGAAUGAUGAUGGUACAGUUAACAAGUACAAGGUUAUUUGUAAGAAGGAGUUUCAAUUUCACCGGAGCUGUUCAAGCUUGAAGUACCAUGUCAACGCCAAACAUGCGUUUGCUGGGCCGUCAGAUUCAGCAAGUGGUUUGCGCCAGACCACGCUGAAUGUUUGCAGGCAAUUAACAAAAUCAACCUCAGAUAAUUUGACCAAUACAAUAGCAAAAUGGAUUGCAAAGGAUUGUAGACCCAUUAGCAUUGUAGAAGACUCAGGUUUCCUUGAUGUUUUGCAAGUGGCGUCUCAAGACUCAUUCUAUAAGCCACCGUCAAGAGCCACAGCCAAAGACAAAUAUUAUGGUGUGUAGUAUGUUUCAGCUUGAUUUAAAACACCAUUAUUUGGCUGUGUUAAUAAACAGACAUAAUAUGAAAAUUAUGUAUCUGUGUCCUGUUAUUUAUCUUUUGGUAUGCAUUUCAGAAAAAAAAUGGUUAGGAUUCAGGUGUAAUUGCAAAUAGUGAUUAAUCAUGAUUAAUCCACUGAAAAUUCUGAUUAAUUUGAUUAAACAUUUUAAUCAUUUGACAGCCCUAAUAUAUAUAUAUAUAUAUAUAUAUACGUUUUUCAGAAAUGAAUGACAUUGUUUUUCAGACUAGGAGCAGACUGGAUGAGGAGUGUGAGUCCACGUUGUUGACAGCACUAACAGAGAUACUGGACAGUGUUGACGAUGAGACCCUGUCUCCCUUCGACACCCUGCCUGACACCGGGGUCUUCUCUGACCAGAGGCUACGGGACAACUCACCGGUGGGUAAAACCAAGUGUGGGUCUGUGUGUGAUUCAGAAUCAAUUGAGUUUUAGAGUAACCAGCGCUCCUACUCUGAGACGCUUUGUGACUACAGUCCCAGGUGUUCUUGAUUUGAUGAGAAUCAGGGGUACUGCUUUUAUUUUGGUUUUAUCUGUAAGUCAUCGUGAAAAUGGUGUGUGUCUGGGAGGACGUGAUUGUUGUUUUGUAAUAACUGUGUUUAUCCUGUUUUGUGUGUUUCUCCAGUUGAGGCGGCUGCUGAGUUUAACACGGUCUCCACCUGAUAAAGAACCACUCUUUCGUUCCAUAAAGACCCCCUCUUGCUCUUCAUCCCCCUCUUCCUCUGUUGGAAAGGUAGAAACCUCAUCCCUUUCUCUUUUAUGGAAGUCCGUGUGUGUGUGUCAGAUUGAGAUUAGCCGUACUGCUACUGGUAAUCCCACCUGUUAAUCUGGGUUUACAGAGGUCAUUUCAAUGUCAAAAGGACCACUAGAAGAGUGCACUCCAACCCUGUUCUUGGGCGGCAGGUAGCUUAGUGGGUAAGAGCGUUGUGCCAGUAUUUUUUUAUUUUUUUUAUUUCACCUUUAUUUAACCAGGUAAGCCAGUUGAGAACAGGUUCUCAUUUACAACUGCGACCUGGCCAAGAUAAAGCAAAGUAGUGCAAUAAAAACAACACAGAGUUACAUAUGGGGUAAAAAAAAACAUAAAGUCAGAAAUACAACAGAAAAAUAUAUAUACAGUGUGUGCAAAUGUAGCAAGUUAUGGAGGUAAGGCAAUAAAUAGGCUAUAGUGCAGAAUAAUUACAAUAGUAUUAACACUGGAAUGCUAGAUGUGCAAGAGAUUAUGUGCAAAUAGAGAUACUGGGGUGCAAAAGAGCAAAAUAAAUAACAAUAUAGGGAUGAGGUAGUUGGGUGGGCUAAUUUCAGAUGGGCUGUGUGCAGGUGCAGUGAUCGGUAAGGUGCUCUGACAACUGAUGCUUAAAGUUAUUGAGGGAGAUAAGAGUCUUCAGCUUCAGAGAUUUUUGCAAUUCGUUCCAGUCAUUGGCAGCAGAGAACUGGAAGGAAUGGCGGCCAAAGGAGGUGUUUGCUUUGGGAAUGACCAGUGAGAUAUACCUGCUGGUGCGCAGACUACGGGUGGGUGCUGCUAUGGUGACCAAUGAGCUAAGAUAAGGCGGGGAUUUGCCUAGCAGUGAUUUAUAGAUGGCCUGGAGCCAGUGGGUUUGACGACGAACAUGUAGUGAGGACCAGCCAACAAGAGCGUACAGGUCACAGUGGUGGGUAGUGUAUGGGGCUUUGGAGACAAAACGGAUGGCACUGUGAUAGACUACAUCCAAUUUGCUGAGUAGAGUGUUGGAGGCUAUUUUGUAAAUGACAUCGCCGAAGUCAAGGAUCGGUAGGAUAGUCAGUUUUACGAGGGCAUGUUUGGCAGCAUGAGUGAAGGAGGCUUUGUUGCGAAAUAGGAAGCCGAUUCUAGAUUUAACUUUGGAUUGGAGAUUCUUUAUGUGAGUCUGGAAGUUGAGUUUACAGUCUAACCAGACACCUAGAUAUUUGUAGUUGUCCACAUACUCUAGGUCAGACCCGUCGAGAGUGGUGAUUCUAGUCGGGUGGGCGGGUGCUAGCAGCGUUCGAUUGAAAAGCAUGCAUUUAGUUUUACUAGUGUUUAAGAGCAGUUGAAGGCUACUGAAGGAUUGUUGUAUGGCAUUGAAGCUCGUUUGGAGGUUUGUUAACACAGUGUCCAAUGAAGGGCCAGAUGUAUACAAAAUGGUGUCGUCUGCGUAGAGGUGGAUCUGAGAGUCACCAGCAGCAAGAGCGACAUCAUUGAUAUACACGGAGAAAAGUGUCGGCCCAAGAAUUGAACCCUGUGGCACCCCCAUAGAGACUGCCAUAGGUCCAGACAACAGGCCCUCCGAUUUGACACACUGAACUCUAUCUGAGAAGUAGUUGGUGAACCAGGCGAGGCAGUCAUUUGAGAAACCAAGGCUAUUUAGUCUGCCAAUAAGAAUGCGGUGGUUGACAGAGUCGAAAGCCUUGGCCAGGUCGAUGAAGACGGCUGCACAGUACUGUCUAUUAUCAAUCGUGGUUAUAAUAUCGUUUAGGACCUUGAACGUGGCUGAAGUGCACCCGUGACCAGCUCGGAAACCGGAUUGCAUAGCGGAGAAGGUACGGUGGUAUUCGAAAUGGUCGAUGAUCUGUUUGUUAACUUGGCUUUCGAAUACUUUCGAAAGGCAGGGCAGGAUGGAUAUAGGUCUGUAGCAGUUUGGAUCUAGAGUGUCACCCCCUUUGAAGAGGGGGAUGACCGCGGCAGCUUUCCAAUCUCUGGGGAUCUCAGACGUUAUGAAAGAGAGGUUGAACAGACUAGUAAUAGGGGUUGCGACAAUUUCGGCGGCUAGUUUUAGAAAGAAAGGGUCCAGAUUGUCUAGCCCAGCUGAUUUGUAGGGGUCCAUUUGUAGUAACCGAAAGGUCGCUGGUUCUAAUCCCCGAGCCGACUAGGUGAAAAAUCUGUCGAUGUGCCCUUGAGCAAGGCACUUAACCCUAAUUGCUCCUGUAAGUCGCUCUGGAUAAGAGCGUCUGCUAAAUGACAAAAUAAAAUAAAAAAAUAAAAAAAGCUACCCUCCUGUAGGUUUUCACUCCGACCCUGUUCCUGGAAGCUACCCACCUGUGUUUUUCAUUACGUCUUGCAAUGGAAACUGUUUACUGUUUAAGAAGGAAACAGAAUGAAACGAGGAGGGUCCUACUUGAAUUUGUCCAAUAGAAACUCAUUUUCGUUGCAAAACGUUUUCUGUUACAAAACGUCUGUUGCACAUUUUCAACAGAAUCGGCAUAAUGCAGUGUUUCCGCUGCAGUGGAGUGCCACAGCAAAAUCAUUGCAGACACCAAUGUUCCCUCACAUUUUUUCAGUCACUAAGCAAAUAUCAGGUCUGCUGAGCGCAAACUUGAACGCUGUGAAAAUUCUGUGCAACUUCCGGCGCGCAUUUAGUGUGAACACUGUGGCUGUACCCGCUUUAAGUUAGUUUUAACAGUGGCCAAGUAGGCUACUGUGGCUAUUUGAUCAUAAUGUAGACCUACCAGAGUGGCCUACCAUCAAAAACAAGGGAGACAAAUGCAUCCCAUAACAUUUAAACAUGGAAGUAGCUGUUCUAUCAUUCAGCUUACAGUAGCAGCAAAUGUGUGGUGUUCAAUGUAGGUCUACAGUACGUGAGACCUUUGUAAAAAAAACAUGCAGGGCUUGACAAUAACCUGUUUAUCCACUUGUCCUUCAAACAAGGAGGUGACUGAAAAUGUUGUUUGAUGCAAGAAACUACUUUACAAAAUAAAAUGCAUUAUUAUUCCCAGACCAUUAUUACAGAGAAUCAGACAAAUUAUGCUUCCCUCUGCCUAUUGGCUACUUAGUCUCAAAAUACAACACUGCCCCUUUAAGACAUAAAAAUGCUCUUUACCUGACUUGCUUUUCAAAGAUGUCUAGAAAUGCACACAUUUUGUGCUCUUUUAGGAAGCAACCACUCCCCCAUUGUUGACUUGAAAUGAUCUAUAACUGGGCUAAUAACUCACUAACUAGCAAAGGAUAUGAACAAAUGUACACAGGUGGCUACAUGCAGCUCUCGCUUUGAUCUCAAAACAAGCGCAUCUACUCAAGACCUCUCAUGCUGUAAAGACAGUCCAGUUCAAAGUGAAUGGCCAUAUAUGAUCCAUAUAUGGCAAUGGUUUAUUUGCAUAUAGGCCUACUGCAGCUCUGAUUGGUUAUGAGGCACCGGUCUGUGUAGAGUAUGUGCCUGAGUCGUGCCUGUCAAUACAAUAGAAUCCUACUCUGAUGCGUUCUGCCUACAACAAAAUCUCUUGCACAGUUAGUUUUGCAUACUAAUAAGUCCUGCAUAGUUUGUUUUGUUACAUUGAAAGUGGCUAAUAUUGCGUUGGUUCAAGCACAAUUCCCACAGUAGAGCGAAACGUUGACAGUGUUAACUAAAGGGGAAGUUCUAUCUGGUGAUUCUCUACGAGGGCUGAUAUUUCAUCUGCUCAGUCCGAGGCGAGGUGCGCGGCACACGCACACGCGCAGCUUAGCGGGAACAUUGGCUGACACGCCAAAAAAAUAUGGAACAUAAAACAAAUGUUUCUGCCGAGGCGCACUUUGAAGAUGCUGGAACAGUCCACAUUUCCUUUUCCUCUGCAAACAAAAUGAGUAAAGAAUAGAACAAUCAGACAGCCCCAUUGGAGAAUAGUUGAUCUAUUUCUAUACCAGAUAAAUAUUCCUCUCGAGGCGCAGUCAAGUUACGAGGACCACAGGAAGAGCCCUGCACUAGAGUAACUUGUUUGAUUUAAAAUAAGAAAAACGGUUUAUAGAUUUGCAUUCGUUUUAAUGUACUAAAUAAAAUGUCUAUCAUAACGGAUUUCAUAUUCAUUUGUAUGGGAUUGGGUUUUGUCAUAGAUUGGAAAUCAUACAAAAAAUAUUAGUAUACUGCACUGUAUGGGAUUGAGUUUGUCAUAAAAAAAUAAUAUAGAGAAUGAUAUCUCUAUUAUAAAAAAAUAUAUAUAAAAAAUAAAGAGGAAAAAUAGCAAGCACGGUUAUGUGCAUAGCUACCUCUCCUGGAGUAACAGUCUUGACGUCAUUCUUCCUUACAGGUUGAGGCGGUCAUUACCGACAGACCCAGGAGGGCUAGGCUAACUCCCAGAGCCCAGGCCUCUUCCACCCCCACAUCCAUACCGAGGAGCGAUGGAGAGGAGGAGGAAAGGAGUGAUGCAGAAGGAGAGGAGGAGGAGGGCAGCAAGGUCCACAUUCACAGUCCGACUCAGGGCUUCAAUCUGACCAAUCAGGACUCUGAACAAUUCUCCCCCGACCAAUCAGAAGUGAGAGCGCUGAACUCUGUAGAGAACGACCACGGCUACUACUCUACAGUGUCCCUGGUCGACCUGGUGAAACUAAUGCACCCCUACUGCCUGAGGGUGAGCCUGGAUAAGGAGGGGGAGGACUGGGUCGGCACACCCAGGCAGGAGGCCUACUCUCUGGGGGAACGGAGCGCGGACCAGAGGGUACCCCUGGAGGGCGAGGUGUGGAGGUAUACGAAGCCCGGUUCGGAAGCGAGCGACGAGGAGAUUGAUGUGGACGGAUCGGAUGAUGAGUGUCCCUCAGGAGGAGGGAUAGAGAAAGAGGGGGAUGGAGGACAGGGAAGUAGAGGUGAAGAAGUGACGCGACUAAAAAGUUUACUGGUGAAAUGGGACGCGCCCAAAGAAGGCCAGAAGACCAAGAACAAAAAAAGAGUGAGCUUCGGACCUGUCCUGGUGACGUCUUACGAGCAACCAGCUGCAGACGAACCUGACUUAAACGUGUUCCCGGACUUGAGCGAGCUCACCAGACAAAUCCCUAGUUCUGACUUCAACAACAACACCAAAACAACAACCAUUUCCCUCACAACAUGCUUUCCAGAGUCUUCAGCAGCAUCUUCAAAGGACAACCAACAUCAGGUUGUAACUGACUUACCUGAACGGACCGGAGAUAAGUUGUCAUCGGAGCCUCUACCACAGCAAGGCGAGUCCAAGCCCAGACCAGCCCUCAGUCUUCAGCAGUACCGCCUGCUGCGCCAGCAGAAGAGACUACCCGUGGUGGCGAAACCAGAGAAUUACACCACCAAGUGGCCCUCGCUACCUGAAACCCCUAAGGAGUUGCCUCCUAUACCCUGUUUACAAGGACCUAAACAUACCAUGUGGGGACCAACGACCACACAUCCCACACAUCAUUACAUAGGAAGUACAACAGGGGAUGAUGUCAGUGGAUUCAAGCCUAUAUCUAAGACUAGGAUGAAGAUCGUCUCUCCUGCUUCUCCCAGUAAACCUGGUAAAGGCAUUGGCGUCAAUGGAUCAAAGCCUGUAGGAAGUGGGACUAAGACUUCUCUUGCCAGCUCAGCUCUAAAGCCCAACCGCAACUCAAUGGAAUCUAAAUCUGCUGAUGAUGUUGGUAUAUUAAAGUCUAUUUGGACUGAGACCAUCUCUCCUGCUAGUCCCUUACCAAGUCCCAACCUGAACUCGAACCCAGUGGCGGGUCUGGGCAAGAACAGGACUAGGCCAGCAAGGAGUGCUGUUGCGGUCAGUAGCGACCCCCCAAACCCUGUCCUGGUCCCACUACCAGGAACCCGUCCAGCUUUGGGUGGAUUUGAUAGGAGCCAUGGGACCAACCAGGAGCAGCAGGAACAGGAACAAUCUCCGCCUCCGUCCACCACCCAGGAGACUCCGGCGCCCAAGCCCAAAAUGGUGUUCUGCAACCGGGAUCCAAGCCUGAAGAGCACCGGCCUCCUCCUUGAGAUCCAGCGGAGGUUCUCCACCAAACAACCAUAUCGGAAAACACUUCACACCCAAACCCCUGCAGAGACCAUGAAACAAGGGGAUCAGCCUCGCUCUCUCAGCACAAGGAAAGAGAUCGAGACUGUACCAGAAGGGUCCAAGUUUUCCCCAAGUGCACCAGUAAUGGCAAAUCUGUCCUCCAGCCCUUCAGUCCAUCCACCCACCCCUGCUGUUACUCCUUACCCAGAGAUGGAGAGGGCAAAGUGGGUAGCCCUCGGGGACCUCCCCCAUGUCCAACUGUCCACCUCUCCAGAGAGUAGCUCCUGCAUACAGACCCCCAACUGCGGCACAGGUAAGCCAUAACACAAAUAGAAACAAUAUAUUUUGGUGUAGGGUGAAGUUGACUGAUCUUUACAUUUACAUUUUAGUCAUUUAGCAGACGCUCUUAUCCAGAGCGACUUACAGUUAGUGAGUGCAUACAUUUUCAUACUGGCCCCCCGUGGGAAACAAACCCACAACCCUGGCGUUGCAAGCGCCAUGCUCUACCAACUGAGCUACAGGGGACCAUCCCUUGGGUCAGUUUAGCAUUUUACUCACUACAGGUGAGGAUUAGGGGAGUGGAAUCUGAUCCUAGAUCUGUACUGAGGGGAAACUACGCCCUAAGCAUAUAUUUCUUCAGGUUAAGCUAAUUAAGCUAAAAGUAGAUUAUAUUUGAUUUAGUUAGAGCUGGUGUGAAAUUAACAAAAAUGUAUAAUUUGUGAUUACUGUGACAUCCUGUGACACAUUUUUGUAAGACGCAUUCAGAAAGUGAUUGUCUCCAUGUUCAGCUGCAGGAAUCAAAGCUAUAAACAUAUACUAGACUGAUGACUGCUUUUCAGAAAGUUUAUCUUUUUUAAAGGAGUGGGGCAGUCCCACUCUCAUAUUUUUCAGAUAGGAAAGAUAGAGAGGAUAGGGAGAGGAGAGUUGCUGAGAUAGCAGGGGUCUGGAUUCGAACCCAUGCUGCAGCGGUAUAUGUGUUCCGGAUUAAGUGGCUUAGACCACUAGGCCACCAGAAUGUUCACCUUGAUGAACUGCUACUGUCCCUACAUUCAGAAACUGAUUUCUCUUGGUCACGUUGCAGGAAUCGAAGCCACAGAUCUGACCAGCCUUCUGGAGCGGUUUGAGGAGACACAAGGUGAGUGAGGGAUCAGUGAGGUUUUGUUAACUCUCUCCCGUUGUUCUUCCGCCUAUAAUAUAUCCCAUCCAUUCUGGGAUUUGUAUUAAGAUGUAUUGAUUUGGUUGACGCAUACAUCCCAGCUGCCCCUGUCCUUGUAAUCUUAUACACGGUGACGGAAAAAGGCACAACUGAUCCUAAAUCGGGACUCUGAGACGCUGGAUACAUUCAGCCCCUGAUCUUGUCUAACCCGUGGCUGUGUUCUCUUCCCACAGCCAAAGAGGAGUCUGAGAGUGAACAUGAAGCCAGUCCAGACAGGAGCCCUGUCAGAUAUGAAGAGCUGAGCAACAACACUGAAGGUGAGUUAAAGGAAGGUCCUUUCUAUUGGGGGACGGGGGGCGGGGUGCAUCCCAAAUGGCACCCUAUAACCUCCUUAGUGCACCACUUUAGCCAUAUAUGGGCACUGGUCAAAAGUAGUGCACUAUAAAGGGAAUAGGGCGUCAUUUGGGAUGAACGAGUUCCUUCAUCUUAAUUUAUAGUUUAGUCCGCACAGUUGCUCAGAGGACUUUGUUAUGGUUAUUCCCAUGCUUUAGAACGGAACUUCAGUUUAUCAUCUCGUUCGUUCCUUUCUUUCCAGGGAUGCUGAGACUGCUGGGUGCCUAUCUCCUCAGCACCCAAGAAACACUCUGUCUUCCAGAACCCGCUGGCAUUCCAGAACUUGUCAACACACUAGAAGCACUCAAAACUCCGGAACCCCUUAGAACUCCGGAACCCCUCAGAACUCCGGAACUUUGCGAUACUCAGGAACCUCUCGGCACCCAAAACAUUCUCAGCACUCAAAACGUUCUCAGCACUCAGGAACAGGCCCCUGCACAGCCGCGCUGGAAACCCCUUACCCCUGUCGCACCUCAGAGGAAGCAACCGGCGACCCCUAAACCUUCCCCUCCCAAGGCCAUCCAAAUCAUCGACCCCCGUCCUCUACCACCCAAAAAGGCACACCCACUUCCCCCAAAGCCCCCUGUCACCCCCUCUCAGUUCCAGACAGCAGUGUCUGUCUCCUCGGACCACGACUACUGUCUAUCUCAGGAUCAACAAGGAAGUAAUACUACUACGCUAUGCAGCAAAAGACAAACGAUACUCCCCGACCACCAACCAAUCACCAACUCCUCCGCAGUGCCUGGCGCACAGAACUCUGGGAAAUAUAUGCGCCAGCAGCAGCCAGUUGACUCCAGGACUGUUCCAGAGACAGAACUUCCCUCAGACUCUCCUCCGCUGUCUACAGAGAGCUCCCCCUCUAGGACGGAGGCCAUAACAGCAGGGGAGACGCAGGAAGAGAGAACCAGCCCCUGCAUCCCCUCCCCUCCUUCAGCCAGUCCCCCUGCCAGAGGUAGGAGUGCGGCCCAGCGCUAUCAAACCAGGUCUUCAUGCUCGGACUCUAGCUCUAGGUCCCCUUCAUCCUCAUCUUCCUCCUCCUCCUCUCGAUCCAGGUCUCGCUCUCCACCCCGAAAGAGGUAGGUUCAAGUUCUGUGUGGUGACUGUUAUUGCUCUUGAAUUGAAGUUGGGGAGGAAAAACUAUUAGUGAUUUUAUUCAGCAGCUGUGGCAUAGUUAGUGUGGGGUGGGGGGGGUUUGAGUCACUCGGAUAGAUUUAUGCUAUCUGAGUGACUCAAACAAACAUAACAAUAUCAAUGACAUGAAUUCUUUUUUAUUUUUUAUUCUCCCUGACUGUCUACUUUUUAUUUAGGUGAUUCUUAGUUCUCAAAGAUGAUCUUAAAAAUAUAUAGCUCCAUUAUAUCUUCUACAUACUUUAUAUCUGAUUUUAGUCAUUUAAGUUUACACAAACUUUUUACCACCCCAACAUGUAUUGUCUUGCUUUAACCCACGUCCUCUCCUCUUUCUCCAAUCCCUCUCCCUCCCUCCUGAUCCCUCUCCGUCCUCCUCCCCUCCCCUCUCUCUCCCUCCUGAUCCCUCUCCUUCCUCCUCCCCUCCCCUCUCUCUCCCUCCUGAUCCCUCUCCUUCCUCCUCCCCUCCCCUCUCUCUCCCUCCUGAUCCCUCUCCCUCCUCCUCCCCUCCCCUCUCCCUCCCUCCUGAUCCCUCUCCUUCCUCCUCCCCUCUCCCUCCCUCCUGAUCCUUCUCGGUCCCCCUCCCUCUCCUUCCUCCUCCCCUCCUCUUCCUCCCCCCUCCUCCUCCUCCCCCACCAGGUUCUGUCCCAGACGUUCUGAAAGCAGCUCCUGCUCGUCCUCUUGCUCCAGCUCCGUCUCCCGUUCCCCGGUUCCCUGCCGGUACCGGCUACCCUACCCACGGUCACGGUCCUGGAACCGCUCCCAGUCCAGAUCAAAGUCCUGGUCUCGGUCUGGGUCCAGGUCUAGAUCCAGGUCCCCCACCACUCUGGCGUACAGGAGGACCCAGAGGUGGAGGAGGGACUGCUACAGGUCAGUGAUGGCAUUUCUAAUUUUUUUAAUAACUUUUGUUAUUUAUUUGUUUUUUUUAAAUGUAGGGGUGUGUAUUAUUAGUAGAGUUCUGAAUGAUUGUAUUAGACUAGGAUUAAACUAUAGCCACACUGGUUUUCUGUGGUCCAUCUCACCCUCGCGCUCUCCUCCUCUCCCCUCAGCCCAACCUUAAGCUCUAACAACAUCGGUGACUCCAGGAAACGAAAGAGGCAACAAUAUACGAGGAAUCAAAAAUUAAAAGCCAUAGUGAGUACUGAGUAGUACAUUACAAACCGUGGUACACAUUGUGUUUUUGCUGUUAACAUUUUAUAAAUACAUUUUGUAUACUUUUAAGAUGUUAAAUGUAAAUGUGAAAUUACUUCCUGAUUGAUUUGGAGACAAAAUGGCCGCAACUGUCCUCUUUGGUUCCCACCAGAUGGCCAAGCUGCAAAGUGAAGAUUGGCUAUAUCAUAAACAUUUAUGGAAACCAAAAUGAGCUUUUUGGUCUUCAGUUUAGGUUAGGCAUAAGGUUAGCAGCAGUGUGGGUAGGGUUAAAGUUGGAAUCCGUUGCGGUGAAACUGCCACCUCAGUUUGUGAUAUUACAACAACAAAGAUGUUACUUCAAACAACAAACACUUUAAUUCCCUCUUGACAUCAUUGCAUGCGCAAUAUAACAGCAUGUACCACGAUUUAUUUUAAUGACGUUGCUGGAUGCUCAUCUCCUCCUCCUCAAAAACAAAACAUAACAGAUGAGACCUGGGGGAGACCUAUGGAACCGUUUCCCCUUUCACAGAUCUCAGCUUUAAUGUUUGGGUUUAAAAUCAGAUUUUAAGAAGAUUCAAUUGUAGAAAUCGGCUUCUGACUUCACCUCUUGGCCAGAUAGUGACAACCCUUCCUCCAUUGUUUUGUGUGGCCAGGAUGAGCGCAGGGUGGUGUACGUGGGCCGCAUCCAGAGGACCAUGAUGCACGCGGAGCUGAGAGAACGCUUCUCUCUGUUUGGAGAGGUGGAGGAAUGCACCCUGCACUUUAGAGACAGGGGGUGAGUCUCUUUCUUUCUCUCUCUCUGCAUCAAAAGAGAUGGUCAAAAUGCAUCAGUCACCUCUCUCUCUCCCUCACCUCUCUCUCUCUCACCUCUCUCUCUCUCUCUCUCUCACCUCUCUCUCUCUCUUUCACCUCUCUCUCUCUCUCCCCCUCACCUCUCUCUCUCUCUCUCUCUCUCCCCCUCACCUCUCUCUCCCCCUCACCUCUCUCUCUCGGUCCUCCUCACCUCUCUCUGUCCCUCUGUCUCCCCCAUUAGAUAUAAUCAUACUUGAUGUUAUAUAUAGAACACGUAUUUGACCAGGUUAACUAAAUGACUUACCUUUGUCCAUGUCAAGUGGUUAGGAAAUACGUUUCUUAACCUGGGUUCUGUUGUUUCUAUAGCGACCACUACGGCUUUGUGACGUUCUACAACAUGAAGGAUGCGUUCGCAGCCAUCGAGAACGGCUACAAGCUGAGGAGACCUGACGAGCUGCCCUUUGACCUCUGCUUCGGGGGCAGGCGGCAGUUCUGCAAAUCUACGUACGCCGACCUAGGUGAGAGAACCUUUUAAGGGUGGUCCCAAAUGGCACCCUAUGUUUAUUAAGCUUGUGUAUCGGCCUCUCGGACGAAGGCUUUCCCCUCUUGGGAAAUAGAUUAGAUUAGUUUAUUAGUCACAUGCACAGGGUCGCAGAUGUAAUUGCAGGGUAAACAGGUUGAAAUCAGCAUGUUGGUAACUGAACUGGUUUGUUUCCCUAGAUUAUAAUCAGGAAGAGGUGGAUCCCACUCCAGCGAAAAGUAAGGAGGAGGAGCUGGACUUUGACACGCUAUUGAAGCAGGCACAGAAAGGCUUGAAGCGGUAGCAGAGUCCUGGAGGAAGAUAGCACAAAGAAAGAGAAAAGGAGUGAUGGAGAGGAGGUCCCAAAUGUCACCCUGUUCCGUAUAGAGGGCACUAGCCUUAGGGCUCUGAUCCAAAAGCAGUGCCCUCUAUAAUAGGGAACAGGGUGUCAUUUGGG